AUGGUGAAUUCAACCGAAGUAUCAGUCUUGCACGGGUUUGAGUUUCCCACGUACUGCAGCAGCAUAGAGGUGAGCCACGAUAACAAAACGCUGCUGGCCACAGGAGGGUACAAGCCCAUGAAUCUGCUCUUCGAUCUGCAAGAGCACUCGCUGAAAACAGAAAGGCAUUCAGACCACGAGCUGCUUAAAGGCAUUUUUCUGGAAGAGGACUGGACAAAGAUGGCUUUUCUAUCAAACACUGCAAGAAUAGAGUUUCACUCGCAGUUUGGAAAACACGAGAUCAUCAGCCUGCCCCAGCAGUGCCGAGACAUAAAGGCAGACAGGAUAAAAGCUGAAGUCUUGGCGCCUGGAAAGUUAAAGGACGUAUACAGGUUUAGUUUGGAAACGGGAAAGUUUUCCUCCAUCACGAGCACGGGCGUCACUAGCAUUGAAGAGGUUGCCAUAAACACAUCCCACACGCUUUGCGCUGUAGCUGGAAGCGCCCGGUCUGUGGCUGCAGAAAGCAGCGGUUUGUGCGAGUUUAUAGACAGCAGAGACAAUUCGAUAGUUGGAAAAAUAUCUGUUGACUCGCCUGCCACAUCCUGUGCGUUUUCCGAUGACGGGAUUCUGUUCGCUGCAGGCAGCGAGUCCGGAGUGGUCUCGCUGUAUGACAUAAGAAGCGCCAAGCCCAUGAUAACAAAGGACCACAACUACGACUUCAGAAUAAAAAAGGUGCAAAUAAAGGGCAGGAGGGUUCUGUCUUUAGACCGAAAAGGAGUGAAGGUGUGGGAGUGCAGCACAGGGAAGGUCCUGGCAACAAUUCAGCCGGCAUUUGAGGCGAACACCUUUGCUACUUCAGAGGGAAUAGUCUUUAUAGGAGGAAGCACGGAGGAGAUGAAAACAUACUAUACGCCUUCCUUGGGCGCCAUACCCGCAUGGUGCAGCAACCUAGAAGGCGCAACAGAUGAAAUGGACGAAAUGCGAAAGACAACGUAUUUCGAGCAAUACCGGUUUGUGACAGAGGAGGAGCUGGCUGCGGCAAGACUGCAAAAGGAGGUUGGAAAGAAGGUGAAGCCGCACAUGCAUGGAUACCUAGUGCCGCAUGCGCUAUACGAUAAACACAUAGAAAAACUGCAGGCAAGCUAA
Messenger RNA from Nematocida major, 1125 nucleotides. Its product is annotated as ribosome biogenesis protein ENP2. The transcript has a single exon. Bases 1 to 1125 code for a protein of 374 amino acids. Gene Ontology annotation, biological process: maturation of SSU-rRNA from tricistronic rRNA transcript (SSU-rRNA, 5.8S rRNA, LSU-rRNA). Gene Ontology annotation, cellular component: nucleolus; small-subunit processome; 90S preribosome. Gene Ontology annotation, molecular function: protein binding. The record is from RefSeq and is a predicted model, not a curated record. Lineage: Eukaryota; Fungi; Microsporidia.